Acaulospora morrowiae is the source of this 366-nucleotide messenger RNA. The record is from the annotation of a GenBank genome assembly. NCBI's taxonomy places the organism in Eukaryota, Fungi, Glomeromycota, Glomeromycetes, Diversisporales, Acaulosporaceae.
AUGCCUAAAGUUGAUAGUACCGGUACAGCUACCCGUGUAGUUUAUAAGAACAAGGAAAAAUCAUCAGACGAAUUUGUAAUCUUUGCCAAUCCCAACAUGAUUGAAAAAUGGCGCGAAGAUAAAACGAUUCCAAUUAUUGACGUCGUUCAAAGUUUUCAAAUUUUUGAAUAUCACGGAGGUCACACAGGUCAUGCAUCCCAACCAACUGCGUCACAGCUAAGUACAAUGUUCGAUACAACAGAUAAAACGGAAAUCAUCAAAGAAAUUCUUGAAAACGGUGUAAUCAAAUCCUUCACUGGUGACGGUCUUCAAUCACGGGGUGCUUUUGGUAAGGGUGGGAACAAAGAAGGUCCUGCUUCGGAUUAA